Messenger RNA from Halichondria panicea, 5431 nucleotides. Its product is annotated as mucin-2-like. The record is from RefSeq and is a predicted model, not a curated record. Gene Ontology annotation, molecular function: ATP binding; transmembrane receptor protein tyrosine kinase activity. Bases 208 to 5346 code for a protein of 1712 amino acids. Gene Ontology annotation, biological process: nervous system development; protein phosphorylation; cell surface receptor protein tyrosine kinase signaling pathway. NCBI's taxonomy places the organism in Eukaryota, Metazoa, Porifera, Demospongiae, Suberitida, Halichondriidae. Gene Ontology annotation, cellular component: signaling receptor complex; plasma membrane. The transcript has 16 exons.
GUACGUACUGGAAAUUACAGUACUAAUUAUUUGCGUGCUGUCAUGAAAUGCAAGACAACUAGCUGCACAGCAUUGCAGUAGCGGGGCUCAGCGCAGCUGUGAAUAUCUACCUACCUUGAGUCUCUAUAUAUCUCCUGGAGAGAGCCUAAGAGAGUCGUGCUGGAUGUGUCCAAUCGUUUCCAACGUGAUCCCAGUCAUUUUGUCGUGAUGAGAAGGUUCAUCUUGCUUCUGUUGCUAGCCACUCCCCUGUGCAGUGGCUACCAGGUGUACAUUGACAGCACUGAUCUUGAAGAGUACUUCACUGGAACGUUGCACUUUAGCGAUGUGCAAGGUCGUACGGCAGUUAUUAUUGAGAAUGGAACAUCUCAAAUAAAAGCCAAUGGCUCCCUCUAUCUCGUCAGCUCGAGUGGGACGAAGGAUAAAUUGCUUCCACCUCUUCCCAGGAGUGUUGAUAGUGUAACCGUCACUUGGCUGGCUGGUAAUAGUUCAAAGGUUAUGUAUAGUCUGAGUGUUGAUCAAGAUCCAAGCAACUUCUUUGCUUCCCAACAAAUCAUAAGCAUAAAUGCCACCGGAGAUAUUCCAUCACCGAAAAGUGUGUUCACACUGAAUGUAACGUGUGGUAGUGUGCCGGGAGAGGGGGACCUGAUGAUAGAUCUCACAAGCACUGUGAACAACUCCAUGCAGCUGCUGACGUCUUUUCUCAUCACUAAAGACUGUGGCUCUCUACCACCAACAAGUUCGCUGUCUGCAGCAAUGUCUCCAACGCUAUCACCCACUUCAGCCGUCUUGACCUCCGCUGCCUCAAAUUCCAUGGGCUACACAGCUGCUGUUACUGCUAGUUUUGUACUGUCCAGUGUUUCUUUAGAGUCAAUGACUGCUAAUACCCAAACACAGACAGCUGGACUCAGUUCUGUAUUUGGCUUUGAUUCAUCUUCUACUGGUGCCACAAUACCAGCCACCAGUUCAGUGAUUUUCACUCCAACUCCAUCCAACCUUCUCGUGACCUCGUCUAUUCAGCUGUUCUCCUCUGACCUCAUUUUCACUCCAGCUCCCACCAAUUCACAACCUUCUCUCACUAGUAGCUUGACCUUUUCCCCGGCCCAAACUAAUGCUCCUUCCCUCACAAGCUCAAUACAUGCUAGCAGUCCGCCUGUCACAAUGAUGAGCUCUUCUCCUGGAAUGCUAAUUAGUCCCAGCCAGAGUUCGGAGAUUGUCUCCAAAACUAUACAGAGCAGUGUGUAUUAUUCUCCAGAAAUAACUUCACUUGUAUAUACCACAUCAUUCGCUACCACUAAAAGCAUUUUAACAGAAGUGCCUACAUUGACUCAAUUAGUAACAGAAGCCACUCCCGAGAUUAUGAAAACCACUUCUAUGUCAACAAGAGCUGUGCCAUCCACUGCGGUACCAACAAAAGUGCUGACAUCCACUCAAGCAUCAAAAGAAGUGCUAACAUCCACUGAGAUACCAACAGAAGUACCAAAGUCCACUAACGUACUGACUUCCACUGCGGUACCAACAGAAAUGCUGACGUCCACUGCGGUACCAACAGAAAUGCUGACACUGACGUCCACUGCGGUAUCAACAGAAAUGCUGACGUCCACUGCGGUAUCAACAGAAAUGCUGACGUCCACUGCAGUACCAACAAAAAUUCUGACGUCCACUGCGGUACCAACAGAAAUGCUGACGCUGACGUCCACUGCGGUAUCAACAGAAAUGCUGACGUCCGUGAUACCAACAGAAAUGCUGGCGUCUACUGCGGUACCAACAAAAAUGCUGACACCCACUGCGGUAUCAACAGAAAUGCUGACGUCCACUGCGGUACCAACAGAAAUGCUGACGUCCACUGCGGUACCAACAGAAAUGCUGACACCCACUGCGGUAUCAACAGAAAUGCUGACGUCCACUGCGGUACCAACAGAAAUGCUGACACCCACUGCGGUAACAACAGAAAUGCUGACGUCCACUGUGGUAUCAACAGAAAUGCUGACGUCCGUGAUACCAACAGAAAUGCUGACUUCCACUGUGGUAACAACAGAAAUGCUGACACCCACUGCGGUAACAACAGAAAUGCUGACGUCCACUGCGGUAUCAACAGAAAUGCCAACAGAAAUGCUGACUCCCACUGCGGUAUCAACAGAAAUGCUGACACCCACUGCGGUAUCAACAGAAAUGCUGACGUCCACUGCGGUAUCAACAGAAAUGCUGACAUCCACUGCGGUAUCAACAGAAAUACUGACGUCCACUGUGGUAACAACAGAACUACUGAAUUCCACUGCGAAUUCCACUCCGGUACCAACAAAAUUACUGACAUCCACUCCUGUACCAACAAAAGUUCUAACAUCUACUGCGAUACCAACUGAGUUUGUCACAUCCACUUCAACAGUUUUGACACCCAGUCCUACAUUUGUGUCUUCCCCAGUGAUAACUAUGAGCUCCUCACCACUAGAUAUGUCUACCAUACUCUCGACCUCAAUGUCCAGUUUUAUAGAAUCAAGUUUGUUACCGUCUUCGUCAAUCUCAAGCUUUGUUACCACAUUAAUACCAUUGUUAUCAUCGUCUGCUUCAACACCAUCUGCUAUGCCAACCUUUACCAAUGUACCAAUGUCACAUUCUGUGUUUACCUCAAGCUAUUCACGGUCUCUAUCAUUAUCAAGUGGUUCAAUACCAAUCUCACCAUCUUUAUCAAGCUCUGGUGUGCCAGUACCAUCUUUAACUUUAGCAGCACCAUCAGUCACAAUGUCAAGGCCGUUAUCCAUUUCGAGCUUACCGCGGUCUUUAUCCUUAUCACAAAUCUCGGACUUUGUUAUGUCAACACCAUCAUUUUCUAGUUUAAUUGUGUCGACACCGUCUUUGUUGAUGUCAAGUUCAAUGUUAUCUCCGUCAUCAACUGUGUCAUUUUUGUCAUCAUCCUCUGGUUCCACCAGUGAGCCUACAGGGACCGAUCUCACACCCAGUAGCCCUGUCCUCUUCACCCUUCAGCUAACCAAUUCUCGGCAUCCCCUAUCGACUAACUCCUUGCCACCUGGGGCGUCCCCUGAACCCAAUGAAACCGACAAUGGAACAGGAAUCCCAACUAAAGAGCCUGAGCUGAUGACUAUACUUCUGAUAGCGUUUGCUCCAGUGGUAGCAAUACUACUACUUUGCAUUAUCCUAAUAUUCUGCUGCAUAUGCUGUAUCCGUCGUAAGAAGAAGAAGACCAAACAUAGCUUCAAUGAUGACCCUGCGGACCUACCAGUGUCCAUAGCAGAGUCCAAUUUUGUGUUAGGAGCCGAUGACUUCGAGGCAUCUACCAAGAAAACUGAGGCACCUAUUUCUCUAUGGACGAGUCUUCCUUGGGGUGUAGUUUCCACUCUUCCUAAAGUAGUUCAGGGAACAAUUCACCCAUACACUGUUGACAGAAGAUCACUCAGUAUACUAUCAACCAUCCACAGAGGGACGUAUGGGUGCAUUGUGAAUGGCCAAAUGAGUGUGGACCGCACUGAUCUUGUGGACGGGUACAAGGGAGUCAUGAUGAAAAUGCUUAUAGGUUUCCAGCAAAAUACAGGGCAUCACCAGGAGAUUGCCAAGUUCCUCGAGUAUGCCACUAUUAUGCGUGAUCUUGACCACCCCAACAUUUCCAAGGUGAUGAAUGUGAGCGUAGAGGACAACUUAGCGCCACUGGUCCUCUACCCGAUAGUGGAGUACGGGAACCUGCACACCUUCCUCACCUUUUGCCGAGUCUCACCCAACGAGAGUCCUCUCAAUGCUGAUGACUCACCGGAGUACCGUGGCUAUGUACGAGCAAAUGAGAACCUGCCGGUGACAUUUCAGUACAAGGUAAACUUUGGACUCCAGGUGGCAUACGCGAUGAAAUACCUCAGUGACAAGGGGGUGGUUCAUCCUGACCUAGCACUCAGGAACUGCUUGCUGGACACUAAUUACCUGGUGAAAGUUAGUGAUGGAGCCCUCUCUCAGGAGUUCUUCCCCAAUUGUUAUCACGUCAUCAAGGGGGCUCUGAGGCCUGUGAGGUGGGCUGCCCCUGAGACAUUCGCUGAGGGACUCUGUACAUCACAAAGCAACGUGUGGUCUUAUGCUGUGACUCUAUGGGAGAUAAUGACUAAGGCUGAGUUCCCAUACAGAGAGGUGGAUAAUAACAGGAGCAUCCCCUCUCACCUCAUGAUGGGGGCCAGGUUGGAGCAGCCUCCUGACUGCCCAAAUUACCUGUAUGAGUUGAUGCAAGCUUGCUGGGAAAGUAAAGCUGAACAGAGACCCAAUUUUGGCUACCUUCACAGUCGAAUUGAGCAGAUUAAUCAACAGCUAGCAAUGGUUCAGGACGAAUCACCCUUAUCUACAAGAGUGGAUGGACAAUUGUACAGUCGGGAGAACUCCCAGGCGAGCUUAGAUCACCCUUCCUCCCACCAAUCACGACGCAAACGAAGUGGACGAAGCAGUUUAUCAAAGAACAGUCCCUCAAUCAUGCGGAGGAGUAUCAACAGCCGAGUGAGCGCAGCUGGCUCUGAGCAUCUCAGUCUGACGUUUAGCGUGCUGAGUGGUGACCUGAGCGGCGAGUCUUCUAGUGAGGGGGAGGAGGGGCCUGAAAUGCUGUCUCCGUUGGCAGAAUCUGUGGUUUACCAGAUGAUACCGUCUCUCCUCAAAGAUGACCCUGAAAACGACGUGAAACACUUGCCUACUACCUCACCUAUGAAUCUCGUUAAUUCUUUCCUGGACUCUAGUAACAAAAACACAAUCGAACUUAAAACUUCAAAUUAUGCACCUACAUGUAUUCCGUCAACAUUAAUCAGCCCAGCACCCACUACACCCUCCACUGUCACAACUCGACUCACCCCCUGGGAGACGAAUUCCUACACCUCCAGUCAGUUUGCACCAUCGACUCUUCGAAGUGACGACUCAGCAAGCACCCAACGUGCGGCAUCUUCUCCGAGCCCUGAUCUCACCAGCAAAUCAUCAAUGUUUGGCGAGGACACAAACUCAAACCCUCGAUUCAGCUACAUAUCUCACUCUAAUGCAGACACAGUCAGUAAAGCAUCUAUCAGCGAAUCAGUGGGUGCAUCAAAUCCAGGUAUGGAUGACUGCCCUCAACCACCACCUAACCAAAACUCAAAUAUGCACACCCAUAGUAACGGGCAUCCAAAAAUAAAUGGGGCAGUUUUGAAUCACAGCCUUGAAAGAAUUGCUGACGCAGCAGACUCCAGUGAAGUGAACACCAAUGAUAUUAACGACUACGAGGGCACGCACAGUGAUACCAAGUCAUCAGUGAAACCACCGACUGGUGGUGAUAGAACUUCUCUAGGUCUUACUGACCUUUCCAGUGACCUAAUGGCAACUUUUGAUAGCUGGAAUCUUUAGUGUUUUUACACCAUUUUUUGUUUUGAGCUGAAUUUCCACUGUUUUUAUAUAUAAUGUUCGUGUGUAUAAUUAUGGUGCAGGGUAA